Molecule: messenger RNA, 248 nt
Organism: Meloidogyne enterolobii
Lineage: Eukaryota; Metazoa; Nematoda; Chromadorea; Rhabditida; Meloidogynidae
Source: the annotation of a GenBank genome assembly
UCAAAAGGCGCUGAAAGUGAAAAGAAGGUUGUUGUUGUUGUUCAUCAUUCGUAUAAAAAAUGGCGAUAAUUGUUGUUGUUUGUGCACUUGAUUUGGUUUCCUCGUUUGAUGGUCCGGUCUGUUGUAUUGUUGUUUCGGUUGUUUCUGUAGACGUUCCGACGGCGCUGAUGACGAAUCUGACGGUUCUAUGGGAGCAUGUUUGUUGUAUCCGAAGUAUUAUUGUCUGGCGGAAAACUUUUAAAUUUUAG